GAAUUGUGCCUCGUGAGAGCCUAGUUUAUUAGGACACCCCCCUCUCAUCCUGUGAGAGGCGAAGCAUCAGUAGGCGAUAUACAUCUCUACAGUGCCCAAAAGGGUUGAGUCACAUAGUGGAGCAACCCCUGUCUUUUAGCAUUGGCCUUUGGCUUCGGAUUGGCAAUCACAUGGCUGAAUGUUGACCUGUCCAGUCCUUCCUGGAAUUCAGCUGGGUCAGACCAGAGUAUCUGCACAGCAUCGUUCUCUUUGCGUCUCAUGGUUUGGAAAGGAUGCAGAGCCGCAAGCCUGUAGCAGAGCUGGUCGCCAAAGUCCUGGCGACAAUUCUCCUAGCAACAACUGUCCGUCUUGCAUUAACCAGUGAGAGCGACGUUCCCGUCUUAUCUACAACCAUAGAGAUACCUUCAUUUGAUGGGACCCUCAGCAAUGUCUCGGCAGGGGAUGUGGGAGAGGUGUAUGUUUCCAAAGAGAGCCAUUUCUGCCAGUGGAACAGGCCAAUAGGCCCACUCUGCAUCUACAAUGAAACUGAUAAGGUCGUCAUAGUGCCUGAAGAUUUCACUCUUCCUUCAGGGGAGCACGAACUGGAGAUCAGAGGAGCCAAGAGCGUCCACGUGUAUCCCGCGUGCGUCUCUUGGAUCACUGUGGAAGGCGCUGGUCGCGUCACAACUUUCCCCUACAAGGACAUGAGCAACAUACAUCGCAAAGUCUGCAGGACGUGGCUUCGAAUCCGCAAUUCCUACGCAGACGUCAUUUCUGACGGGGUGCGCGAUCUGUCUCUAAAGAACACGAGGGUGACCAUGAUCAAGCUGAUCCAACAAAAGGAUUUUUCAGCUAAAAACUCUUUCAUCGCAUCUAUCGAGUCCUUAAACUGGGAAGGUUACCCAUGUGAGAUUCUCAACACAACCAUAAAGUUUAUUAAACAAGUGGUGGCUGGAGGUGACUGGUGGGUGAUCGACAGUCACAUUGUAUCUGUUGUGACAAACGGCAUCUUUUUCAUGGCCUCAGAGCUAGACAUUACUAACAGCUCCAUAUUCACUGUAGCACCACAUGGACUCAGAAUUAUGAGUGGUACUGCCACCUUGUCCAAUGUCAUCAUUAAACAUCUUAGUAGAUCUGCCAUCAUGGUUGAAAGUCCAGCUGCUCUUUUGUUACUCAAAAACGUGGUAAUAUUCUCAGCUGACGAACACUGCAUAGUUGUGCCAGACAGAGAGAGGAUCUCCAUUAAAAAUGUUAUCGUCGAAGGAGUUCCUAUGAAUCUAUCGUCACCAUAUCUAAAGUUUGAGGAUGACCUGAUUGUGCCUGCAAAUGUCUCCAAGGUCCAGCUGAAAGACAAAGUAUUGGCCUGUACCUAUACAUCUUCGUCCUGCAUCUGUGACUUCAGCAACUCUAAAGAGAUUGCAGUCCUCGACUUUGCAAACAUGAAACAGUUCCACGAUAUUCAAAUCAAGAAUGCAAAAGCCUUGCAAAUCAUGUCAGUGGGCUGCGGAGUGAGAUUAGAGUUGACCUCUGUCAAUGGAACCUUUCCGCACCAUACCAGCGAACUGGACCACGUGAUGGCUAACUCUUCCUCAGAUGGACACACCAAAAACUCAGAGCCCUGCACUAUGUCAGUUUCCUCAGUGAGCUCCCAGCUGGGAGUUAUUUACGGCAAUUAUUUUUCCAACUUAACUGUUAACAACAGUACAGUGAAGAGGCUGCAUGAUGGUUCCCUACCUGUCUUCAAUACACAUAACAUAACAGUUAAUACUAUGGACAGUAUAGUUGUUACUGGUAAUGGGAGCUCAUGGACAAGAAUGAAGGUGGGAAUCAUGCUCAAUACAACACUGAUGGCGCCUGUCAAAGCUGUAGAUUGCCGCAUCAAUUCCAAACUUCGAAAGGGUGCUCUGAUCGUUGACCACGAUAACGCAACCUCAGAAUUCUCCAAGUUGUGGGUCUCCAUAGUCCAAAAAGAGGGAAUAAUCAUCAAGAAAGGCAAACUUGUUCUCAAAGACUUCAGGUUUUCAGAACUCCUGGAAGGAGCUAUUUACGUGGAAGAAGGGGCCUCCAUUGAAAUAGACACUAUAACGGGGAUGCCCGACUAUGCGUCUAUAUCAGUUGCCACAAGGAAUCAGGUGGUGCUGAAAGGAAUAUCCAACUGGUAUGCCGAGAGAAUGAUCCAAAGACGCCACUUCCCUCCUCCCCCUGACAUGGGAUCCAACCUCACCAUAAACAACGCGCACGAGUCGCCUUUCUGCAGGAAGUUCAACAUCUCUUUCUCUUACAGGGAGUGUGACUUCUCCUCUGUGAAAAAUGCAUCAGUGGUUGUCGAUCUGGAAAACGUUGACCAGGCCUACCAAACGCUGGAGAUCAGAAAUGCUUCUUUCGUCAAGCUUUACCCAUCGUGUGUGAGGAAGCUUUAUUUGGUAGAUGUUGCCGAAGCAACCACUGUCAGUAACUUCAAAGACUGUGAAACAUGGCUUGUAGCAGACGGCGUUCACUUCAGGAACAUUGUGUUUGGAGUGCACGACGUGACGCUCACUUCUUGCCGAGUGGACAUAUUUGCACCACUCAGGCUACUGAAAGACUUAGACCUUGAAAACACUUACAUCGAACGCCUUGUUUCUGCUCACUGGACAGGCUACAUGGGAGUCUUCAAUAACAGCUACUUUGGCAAAGUGCAGGGUCUGGUGGCUUCUUCUUUCAUUUUUGUUCUGAACACUACAGUGUCAGAGAUUCUCCCUCAUGGUGUUAUGGUAUUGGCCGAUGGACUGAUCGUCAACUCGACUAUUCAUUCAGUAGCCAUGAAAGGUAUCAUAGUAAGAGGGGGAUUACGUAUUGCAAAUGUUACCAUUGGCAGUCUAGCCAAAGAAGCCAUCACUGUACAAGAUGGCGUUCUUGUUCUCUCAAACGUUACCAUUGGAAGCUCAGAGGAAGAGAGUAUCUUAGCAACUAUGAAUGGAGCAGUUGCUAUGCAAAAUGUCACAGUGGGAGGAAAGAAGGUACAUUGGCGAGGUUAUAUUGCAGACAGUUUACUUCCAAAUGGUGCCUCCUUAGUCUUUAUGAAUAGAUAUGUCGACUGGGACAAAAGGAAGAACGACUCCUCAUCGACUACACAACAAACUACUGGAAUGACCUCUCAGUCAACCACCAUGACCGAACCACAACCUGUUACGGAGAGCAAUCGAGAGGCCCCUCUGGGACACUCUGAAGUUAAGGACUCCAGACAACUCUAUUUAUCUUCUUCCCCUUGGAAAUGGGUUGGAGUUAGCUUGAGUGUCUUUUUGGUGAUACUUCUUGGGUGCUGUAUAAUUCUUGCAGUCACAUUAGUAAAAACGAAUAAUGGAAGGAUGCUGCCUGUUGUUUUUUGGAGAGUGAUGGAUGACCAGAACGGGCUGGUGGCAGAGGACCAGCCAUCUCCCAAUUUCAAUAGAGCCACUAGGAAUUCUGGAUACCAACCAAUGGCUGCACCUUCCUAUGACAUGUAGAUAGUGCUAUCCUCUUCGGGACAUUCCCUAAUAAUUCCCGAGUACAAUGAAAAAUUUCUGUGCAUAAAGAAAGGGGAAAAGGAUAUUGCAGUAUAACAAGCGGAGAGACCUGAUUAACUGAUAUGGAGAAUGGCCAGUUUCUUCUAAGUCAGUGGUCAAAGCUUCAAUUGGUUCUACACUACAACUCCCUUUGAUAGUGUUAAAGCUUUAUUAUUUAUUUCAAAUUCACUGCUCAAUGUAACCAUGGUUAAAGAAAGCUCCAAAUCUCAGACCAAAGAAAAAAAUUACCUUGUUUUUGUUUUAACAGGUGAAAGUUAAAUUAUACAAGAAAGCAGUUUAGACCACAUAUUCUGUAAUUUAUAAAACUCGUUUGUUGCACUAAGUAGCACCUUCAGUGAGUGAUGACCUACAAGGCUGACACAGACUCACUCAAUGCAACGACUGUAGAUUCACGCAUGAAAGAACCCAAGUUGACAGAUGUAUGAUGUAGUUUUGAGUAAUUCUAAUGCUAAGGUAAAGGAAGUCAAAACCCUUGAUUGUUUCAUAAACUAUUCUCUCAGUAUUACAGUUCAACGAUAUUCUGAUGUUUCUACUUAUUUCGUUUGUAUGUGUCUAAUUUGGAAAUUAUUUAAAAUUAAACCUCUGCUACCA
This is a messenger RNA of Macrobrachium nipponense, 4115 nucleotides long. RefSeq lists its product as uncharacterized. The record is from RefSeq and is a predicted model, not a curated record. NCBI's taxonomy places the organism in Eukaryota, Metazoa, Arthropoda, Malacostraca, Decapoda, Palaemonidae. Bases 273 to 3464 code for a protein of 1063 amino acids. The transcript is spliced from 11 exons.